Molecule: messenger RNA, 1458 nt
Organism: Venturia canescens
Lineage: Eukaryota; Metazoa; Arthropoda; Insecta; Hymenoptera; Ichneumonidae
Product: nucleolar protein of 40 kDa-like
Exons: 2
Coding region: 501-1319 (272 amino acids)
Biological process (GO): RNA stabilization
Molecular function (GO): RNA binding; zinc ion binding
Source: RefSeq, a predicted model, not a curated record
GAGAUAAUUCGACGAUCCGACGAACAGAUCGAGAUUUUAAGUUGAGCAUGUUUUAUCACGUCGCUAACUGGUAUAAUAAAAAUAUUUCAAAAACGGAAAAAAUAUAUAAAUUUUGUGGCUAAUUGUUGUAAAGCAUUUAGCAUGUUUUAUACUUCUACGCGGUAUUAGUUCGGUCGUAAAAUUCAUACGCUGAUACGCUACGGUUUCCUCGAUGAAAAGCGCAUAUCGGCACUUAAUUAUAGUAACACGUACUGCCAUCGUAAGAGUACGGAGUACGUUGAUACUUUUUGUCGCAGUACGGUAACGGCAACGGCAGCAUCGUACGGUACGGUAGAAGUAUCUUGUACCCAAUGGUACGCUGGAUAUCUGAACGUUUGUGCGGUUUGUGCGUUUUGCAAUAAUGGCGGGCUAAAUAACAUGUUAUUACGCCAAAAGGGACACGAACGAUAUUAGAAGAGGCAAAAACAGAACAAGAAACAAGGACGCAAAACGAACGUAAAAUGUCGAGUUGCGAGUUGAAUCAAAUCUUUCUCGGAGAAAUCGCUUCUGUACAAAAUUAUGGAGCUUUUGUGAGAAUUCCUGGAUGUAAGCAACAGGGUUUGAUACACAAAUCGCAGGUGAGUUCUGCAAGGGUGGACGAUGUUGCAGACGUACUACAGCGGGGGGAGCGGGUGUGGUGCAAAGUUAUAAAUAUUAGCGAUGAUGGCAAAGUCGGUUUGUCAAUGAAACAUGUCAAUCAGGGUAAUGGUAAAGAUCUGGAUCCAAAUGGAAUAGAGCAGCAAAUGGACGAACAACGAAGAAAAAAGUUUGUGCCAGGACAGAAAAGGCCGAUAGAGCUAGAGGCUGUUCUUGAUACAACAUGUACCAAGUGCGGAACACGGGGCCACCUUGCCUCUGACUGUUUUAGUACACCUGAUGGUAAAAAAUAUGAACUAUUGCCAGAAGUUGAGGAGCUCCCCGAAGCCACGGUUCACCCUCCGAAAGACGAUGCAAAUAUGGAUGCACGAUCCAAGAGUCAUAAACGAGCAAAAAAAAAGAAAAAACUGAAAAAAUCACGACGCUCUGAUGGUAGUAGCGACGAUGAAAGUGACGAUAGUGAUACGGUCACUGCCACUGAUGAAAAUGACGAGCAUAAAAGAAGAAGUAAGAAAUCCAAAGAUUCAGCCAAAAAGAAGAAACGAACGAAGAAAGAUAAAAGAAAAAAGCGCGAAAAUGGCGCAAGUGAUAGCUCAACUAACCAGGGAGAAAGUAGGCGACGUGAGGGCAGUGAUAAAAAGUCGAAAAAGUGUAAACACUCGAGAUCCAAACAUUCGGAUUGAUCCGGAUGAGAAAAAGAAAGAUAUAGAUUGGGAAAGAACAAAUGAUUGUAUAAAAUUAGUGAUGAAAUAAUUUGACCAGUAAUACAUACCGGAGUCAGGUAUUUGUAUGUGAGAUGUACAUUUUCCGCCAAAACAUCAG